Thrips palmi is the source of this 3074-nucleotide messenger RNA. RefSeq names its product mucin-5AC-like. Gene Ontology annotation, cellular component: extracellular region. NCBI's taxonomy places the organism in Eukaryota, Metazoa, Arthropoda, Insecta, Thysanoptera, Thripidae. Gene Ontology annotation, molecular function: chitin binding. The record is from RefSeq and is a predicted model, not a curated record. Bases 38 to 2650 code for a protein of 870 amino acids. The transcript has 4 exons.
GGCCCGUAGCUGGGCGCAGAGCCACACGCACAACGCAAUGCAGGUCCUCGCGCUCGUCGUCGGGGCGGCGCUGGUGGCGGCAUGGGGCGCCACGGGUCUUCCAGUGCAGGAGGCGCGGGGGCUCCGCGCGGACGUCUGCGACGCCGUGGACUGCUCCAGGGGCCCGAGGAGGCAACUCAUCCCCGGAAACCUGGAGGAGUGCGAGAGCGGCCAUUACUGCCAGUGUGACAACGGCAGGGCGCAGCGCAUCAAGUGCCCCUUCAUCUGGUUCGUGAAGCGGUACUUGAACCCGGACACCCAGGACUGCGAGCUCGGCUUCGACUGCAGAGACUGGAUGAACAAGCACCCUCCGACAACGGCGCCACCCCCCACGACAGAGCCCACCACAGAGCCUACGACAGGGCCAACAACAUUGCCCACGACAGAGCCAACGACAGAGCCCACACCAGAGCCCACGACAGUGCCCACGUCAGAGCCAACAACUGAGCCGACAACUGAGCCGACUUUGCCCACAACAGUGCCCACGACAGUGCCCACGACAAUGCCCACGACCGUGCCCACGACAGAGCCCACGACAGAGCCAACGACAGCGCCCACGACAGAGCCCACGACAGUGCCCACGACAGCGCCCACGACAGUGCCCACGACUGAGCCGACAACUGACCCAACGACAGUGUACACAACAAAGCCCACGACAGAGCCCACGACAGAGCCCACAACUGAGCCCACGACAGUGCCCACGACAGAGCCAACGACUGAGCCCACCACAGAGCCCACCACAGAGCCUACGACAGAGCCAACAACAGAGCCCGCGACAGAUCCAACAACAUUGCCCACGACAGAGCCAACGACAGAGCCCACAUCAGAGCCCACGACAGUGCCCACGACAGAGCCAACGACAGAGCCCACGACAGAGCCCACGACAGAGCCAACGACAGAGCCAACGACAGAGCCAAUGACAGAGCCAACGACAGAGCCAACGACAGAGCCAACGACAGAGCCAACGACUGAGCCGCCAACUGAGCCGACUGUGCCCACAACAGUGCCCACGACAGUGCCCACGAGAGUGCCCACGACAGUGCCCACGACAGAGCCGACAACUGACCCAACGACAGUGUACACAACAGAGCCCACGACAGAGCCCACGACAGAGCCCACAACUGAGCCCACGAGAGUGCCCACGACAGUGCCCACGACAGAGCCCACGACAGAGCCAACGACAGCGCCCACAUCAGAGCCCACGACAGCGCCCACGACAGAGCCCAUGACAGUGCCUACGACUGAGCGAACCACUGAGCCGACAACUGACCCAACGACAGUGCAAACAACAGAGCCCACGACAGUGCCCACGACUCAAAGAACGACUGAGCCGACAAAUGAGCCAACGACAGUGCCCACAACAGAGCCAACGACAGAGUCCACGACAGUGCCCCCGACUGUGCCAACGACUGAUCCGACAACUGAGGCAACGACAGUGCCCACGACAGAACCGACACGGACAGAGCCAACGAUAGGGUCAACGACUGAGGCAACGAUAGAACCCACGACAGUGUCUACGACAGAGGCAACGAAUGAUCCGACUACAGUGCCCACGACUGUGCCUCCGACUGAGCCAACUACUGAGCCAACGGCAGUGCCUACGACUGAGACAACGACUGAGCCAAUGACGAAGGCAACAACGGAGCCGACGACUGAGCCAACAACAGUGCCAACGACUGAUCCUACUACAGUGCCGACGACAGUGACCACGACAGUGGCCACGACAGAGCCUACUUCAGUUUCCACAACAGAGCCAACGACGGACCCGACAGUAUCCACGAUAGAGCCAACGACCGAUCCAACUGCAGUGCCGACGACAGAGCCAACUACAGUGCCCUCGACAGAGCCACCGACUGAGCCAACGACUGAGCCAAUAACGGUGUCCACGACAGAACCAACUACAGAGUUCACAACGGAGCUACCGACAGCACCUACGACCGAGCAAACUGAGCCCACAACUGGGCAAACAACAGUUUUCACUUUGUCCUCGACUGAGGCCACGAUAGAGCCAACUACAGAGGGUACCACUGAGCCCGCGACAGUGACAGUCUCCGACACUGCCCCCACGACUGAAUCUACGGCCGUCUCUACGUCAAAGUCAACGUCCGAGUCUUCUACGGAGCCUUCUACGGAACUGACAACGACGCAUGCAACUGCACCAACCACUGAAACACUGUCCACUGAGGCAACAACCGAGGCCACCGAAGCACACCCUACUAGUCUCACGAGUACACCCACAGCCGUGGAAACGACCUACCCCACUGAACCCUUUACUGAAAGCUCAACUUUAACCAGCACGACGCCCGUGCCGCCUGAUUCGACCACAGCUGACUUAUCUUCGGAAGCGCCCGCGUCAACAAGUGGCCUACACUCGACGUCCACGUCGCGUCCAGAAUCUUCGACGACCCCCUCGAAGCCCACAGCGUCUCCUAGCUGGUGCACUGACGCCGUGGAGGACCUGAUGAUGCCCGACCCCGCCGACUGCAGCAGAUACAUCCGCUGCUCACACGGCCGGUCCUGGAACAUGCCCUGCGCGCCGGGGACCUGGUUCAGCUUCGCUAGCCAGGGCUGCGUCUUCCCCUGGCAGUCUGACUGCCACCAGAAACAAUAAUCGCAAUUCGCUUUAUUCUUAUCUUAAGUUGCCUAAAGUCGCCUCUGACAUUUUAACAAAUGAAUCAAACUGUUCGAGAUUGCAUUAUUUAUCAGUAGAGCACCUGAUUCGCGUCGUUUGCUGAUUAAAAGAUUAACCGGGCUGAGAGUCACAUUCCUCCCACAUACUUUCGAUAAGACCUCGGAGCCUGAUUUUGCAUAGCUUAGCAGUGUCUACUGACUCUUCGUCGGGAAAGGACCUCGGAACCAGCCAUGAAAGUCCUCCAGGCUGUGACAAUCGCGAUGGCGGUGGCCACCCUGUGUCUGCUCCAGGCACUGCAGACAGAGGCCAGGGAUAUCCGUCAGGGCGGACACCAAGUGUUCCUGCGACCCCCAGGGCCCCGCCUACCAGCUCCUGCGCGGGGACAACCAGGUCCACAAUUGCG